AUGGGGGCGAAACACUCGCGUCCUCGCUCCAACGGAGGGCGCAGGUCACAUUCCUACCACGUCAACGUUCCCCAUCCCCUCAUCCCCAUUCCCAUCAAUCCAAGUGUACGCUUCGUCACCACACCCACAUCUCAAUUCACUUAUCUUACCUGGGACGAACCAUCCACCCGCCCCCAUAAACUCGACUCCGUCGGCCACAGGCCAGAACAGCGCAAGGUGAGAUCUCUCUCCGCUUGGAGCUUGGCCGUCUCCCUGGGUGGUCUUCCAGAGAAGCUGACCGCAGAGAACCAGAAAGCCUUUCCAACCAUGUCACGCCCCCCACCCGCGCGACCCCCUUCAGCCUCCAGUAGCAAUCCGGGCACGUUCAAGGUGACGCCGACGAAGCCGAAGUCGCGGCCCUUUGCUGCUGGCAGUAACGCGGAGAGGCCAGAUGGCCCGUUCGCCGAGGCGAUUCCAGUGCGUCGCAAGAAUGGACGAUUGCAAGACACGCCCCUCCAGCUGGUGGUCUUUGGCCUUUCCGACCAUCAAGCAGACGAGGCACUCGAGCAAGUCAAGCGCACCUUGCGACAGAUGGAUGCUGUUGCAGGCGGACUCGAGUUUGAGGACCUGGUCAUCAGCCCGAACGACCGCAGCUCCAAGUCGAAGUGUGUCGGAGUUCGCGUAGAGUGUGGAAGCUCGGGGUGGCUGAAAGAUAUCGACCUUCAACGCGCCCUUGGUCAUGUGCGAAAGCACCUUGUCGACAAUGGCCGUGAAGCGUACUGGGCCAGCUCGACGGGCGUCGACCGUCGCAACGUGGGCGUGUUUAGCUUCGAGAGGAAAGAUCCUGACGAGCCCAUCAGGACUACCGAACAUGAAGCUGUGGACUUCGCACGGGACAUCUGUCGGAGCUUGGACCACUACGUGGUCGACGCGGUCGCCCACGGCUUCGACAAGAAGGCGAAGGAGGAUGAAGCGCCACGCCGCGUCGUUGUGACCAUGAAGAGGGCGGACUGCAUGGACAGCAUCCAAAAAGCUGUUGCAGAGCGGAUGAAGACGGACGCAGGCAAGGCUCUCGACUACAAUGUUACUUUUGCUCGCACACGCACCAUGAUUCCGGUGUCGACGCCAGCGACAAUUGUGGGCCUUAAUCGUGGACAUGUCGACGGUGCCCUGCUGCUGAAGGAGCUGCGCUUCUGGAGGGAUGAAUACAACACCAAAUUCGGCGAGAAGCAGGAAAUUCUGUCAUUUCGACCGCAGCUGGUCGUCGGCAGUGUUCUGGGGCAUGCUGUGGUGGUGCUUAGCUCGGUCGGGCUUGCGCAGUAUAUUGCGGGUCAGGAGUCGGUGAGCGGUUGUCCAUACGAACUUGCAGUGGUAGCGAACCGCAACGAACUGCGGUCACCACUCGCCCUCGCCGAAGCAGAGCAAGUCCGUCAAGCCUCGGAGCGCAGGGGUCUUACCGAGGGCGUUGAGGAGCUCAAGGCGAGCACUGCGGGGCAUCUGUCCAAGAUCGAUGGUCGCCUCAGCCAAGUCUCCAAUUUCGCGCACAACUUCAAGGUGUUUGGCAAGGAUCUUAUCCAGAACCUUCGCCUGGAAUUCCAGCAGCUACAGCAUGAGUCCGAGUAUGAUCGCCGUAUCACAACCGAGAGCGUACGUUGGAAUGCUCGAGGGAUGGAGGUUGAGGCGAUGCGCCGGGAGAUCCAGCUUCUCGACAAGCUCAUCGCCGGCUCCAGUCCAGAUGACCCGAUGUUGAAGGAGCGCUCAGAACGCCUGGAGCUGCUGCGCAAAGAGGAGGACAAGGCUCUCGACGACCUGGAGGACCUGCAGAGCAGCAUCGCUGCCCUCACAAAGCAAAGGUCCUGCCGCAUCGCGCUUGUAGAUAACACCGGCCUCGGCCUCCUCCAGCCUGUACAGGGCCGCUCCCAGCCCAGCACCGCGACCCCUGCGUCGUCCGCCGCGGGCCCCUCAGCUGUUCAGGCCCCCGCCACCGAGCCUCCUGCAACGACGACCCCACCCUCAGCGGACGCCGCCUCCGCUGCAUCUCCAUCGGGCACUCUACCUCCCGGCCACCCCCAGCCUACACCUCCACGCGGUACGGCCGCGAAGAAGCCGCGUAACCGUUGA
This is a messenger RNA of Trichosporon asahii var. asahii CBS 2479, 2100 nucleotides long. RefSeq lists its product as uncharacterized. The transcript has a single exon. The record is from RefSeq and is a predicted model, not a curated record. Lineage: Eukaryota; Fungi; Basidiomycota; Tremellomycetes; Trichosporonales; Trichosporonaceae. Bases 1 to 2100 code for a protein of 699 amino acids.